CGUACACCUGCAGCAUUUUGUCCUGUUCCCACAGUCUACAAUGCCUGUCAAGACAUGAUUCGUGUCUCCUACCAGGUCACACCGCAUCUCCAGAGUAAUCUCUGUCAUUCUCCACCUUCCAUUCUGCGUUCCGUCGGUGUAUCUUGAUAUCGUUCACAAAAAGGUUACACUCGCGCGGCAUCAACAUGUAACAACAAGGCUUCAAAAAUCAUUAAUGAGUUCAGAAGAACGUAACUGUAGUCAAACCUUCAAGGCCAGCUCCGAUUCCGACAAAAGAUUCAAUCCCCAGUGGCAGGCCGAUCCAUACUGGAUAUCCUUUCACCAAUAAUGACAAGCUUCGGUCCUUUGUCAGUCUCAAACGAUUUAACUUUCUUUUCAUGGAUGUUACCAUUCGGUCUUCGAAGCCAGUGCAACUAUAUAGACACUGCGGAUGAAGAGUGAGGGAUCUUUUGAAUCCGACCUUUCUGUCUUUCCCUCAUACCCCCCUCGCUAUUUUGUUGUCACUCCAAAUCUUUAGCCAGAAAUCUAAAAUGGGGCCUCAUACAUUGCCCGCCUGGCCUGUUAUGGUAGAUACAACAUGCGUCGCCGUUGUACUCGCUACUGUACUCAUCUCAUCAUUGCAAAUCAUCGUGACAUGGAUCAAGAGCAAGCGUGGCGGGCAUAUUCAGCUUUCUGAAUCUUUUGAACCCAAGACCAAGAAGGAACUUUUCGAAACUAACUUAUUAUUUCAUGUUGCCAGGGAAACGCCUGAAGAUGGCGAACCGGUAGAGGUUGCUGGUUUUUGGAAAAGUACUAUCUUUGCCAAAGUUUCCCUUCUGUUGGUAACUCUCAGCAAUCUUGCGAUCCAAGCCGUAGAUACAAUCGUGACAUCACCUUAUCGCGGACAAUCAUGGCUCCCUCUUCUUACAUUAAUGACCGUAGCCUUGACCAAUAUCUAUCUCGUUGCGCUCUCCACGCACUACCUAUUUACUCGCAAUCUCGCCAGACACGCUAGUCUGACUAAACACAUUUGCACCAUCUCUAGCAUAUUACUUUUUCAUUGGUACUUUCAAACCCUGGGACAGUAUCUUUGGCGAAGUAUAAAUGUAGAUAUUCCCUGGACCGGCUACGCUUCAUUGGGAUUGGCGUUCCUUCAAACCGUCAUGUCAGGUCUCAUCCCUGUUGGACCCAAGCUGUGGGUGGAUAUAACCGCUGUAUACACUAAGGCAGUCCGUGCCAAAGUUGAGGACAAUGCUGUCUUCACAUUUGGUGGUAACCUUAUUGAGGAGAUUUCAUGCUCAGUCUUCGGAAAGCUAAUGUUUACAUUUGUUUACCCGAUGAUUGUCAAGACUGCAAAGAUGCACCAGGUUGACAUCCAGGAUCUCCCAGCCGUACAGGCUGAGAUGAGAACGCAGAACAUGUACCAUGAGUUUAUGGGCCCCAAAGCAACCGAGGAUAUCAGAUGGAAAAGGCAUCCAACGUUGUCGCUACUUUGGACAGUAUGGCGGCCUCAGCGACGAGCGGUGGUCAAGGCCCUCAUCUUCAUGUUCGCUCUCUGUCCUCUCUGGUAUCUUCCCCACAUUUGCCUUCAGCAGAUUCUUGGUAUCCUCGACGACCACACUGCCGUCCGGUUGAGCGCUGUAGCAUUUGCUGCUCUCAUGAUUCUUGCUAAAGUUGGCAACACGAUCAUUUCUAUGCAGCAAUACAAUAUUACCAUGUCAUAUGUCGGACCUCGAAUCAAUGCCCAUACGUCAUUCCUUCUUUACCAGAAACUCCUUACUCGCAAGCUCUUUGCCAUUCCGGAAAAUAAGGAAGGCGAUAAAGCUGUUCAUACUAAGGCCGAUAUUCUCAAUCUCAUCUCUUCUGACGCUUCUUCUGUGCAACGUGUCGGCUGGACGUUCACCAACCUUUUUCGAUCAGCACUUGAGAUGGCCCUUGGAUGCUCCUAUGUAUGGAUUCUUCUCGGUCCCUCUGGUCUGUGGGGUCUUUCUACCCUCAUCCUUACCUGUCCUCCGGCGUACUUGUUAACAAAAUGGGAAUACUCUGUUUUUGAGAAGAGGCUUGCCAUCAGGGAUGAAAGGGUAUCAUUGAUGCAGGAAGCCGUUCAGGCAAUUUCGAUGAUCAAAAUGAUGGCAACAGAGAGGUUCUGGUAUAGGAGGAUCAAUAGUGUGAGAGAAAGAGAAUUCAAGAAAUUGAUUCAGGCCCAGGUCUUGGGCUACAUCUCUGGUUUGCUUUAUUCGGCUGCCCCUACUGUCAUUGUCAUUGUUGCGUUUGCUCACUAUACACUUGUCGCUAAAAAGGAGCUUACAGCGACUAUCGCAUUUACUUCCAUUGCCGUUUUCAAUGAACUCCGCCCGGCUCUUCUCGAUCUGCCUUCCAGCGUGGCUGAGCUCCUCCAAGAGAUUCUUGGUGCUCGGCGUAUCGCCAAUUUCCUCACUACUGGAGACGUCGAGUAUUUCAAUGAUACUUCUUUCAAUUCCUCUGACAUCACAACUCCGGAAGAAGGUCCUCUUUACAUCGUUGGUACUGUCGCAUGGGAUGUACCAAAGAUCUACGUUGCACCAGCUAGCAACCACAGCACCGACACGUCAAGUGAUAGUUCGGAAAACAAUAAGGUCGGCUUCAGGCUUAUGGAUCUUGACAUCAAGUUUCCCAGAGGGAAGUUGACUCUUGUGGCUGGUAAAUUUGGUUCGGGAAAGUCUCUUCUGUUGUUGGCUUUACUAGGAGAGGCAAGGUUGAUUGAAGGCAAGAUUUCGUAUACGGUUUCUCCUAUCAUGGACCCUCAGAUAAUUGACAAGAACGACUGGAGUUUAUUGAAGAACGGAGUGGCCUACGCUCCUCAGACACCUUGGCUUCUGAGCCAAAGCAUUCGAGAUAACAUUCUUUUUGGCCUUCCUCUCGAUAUGGAGCGCUAUCGUUCUGUCUGCUUUGCUACUGGUCUCCUGCCUGAUCUUGAGCUCCUCGAGGAUGCCGACCUCACUGAAAUUGGCGAACGAGGCAAACUUCUCUCUGGUGGUCAAAAAGCUCGGGUCAGUUUGGCACGUGCGAUUUAUUCGAGGGCUUCAGUUCUUCUUCUGGAUGAUGUUAUAUCGGCCGUUGAUGCUCAGACGAGUCAGCAUAUCAUCACACAUUGCUUCAAUUCCUCCCUUAUGAGUGAUCGAACUGUCAUCCUCGCUUCUCAUGCUGUGGAGACUUUGGCGCCUUUGGCUACCCAUGCAGUUUAUCUGGAUGAUGGCAGAUGUCUUUGGCAAGGUUGGGGGAGGCAGUUGCUUGAGACUGAGCACAUGGCCCAUUUGAAGACUGAGUCUAGAUCGCCCAGUCGCUUGCCCAGCAGGUUGCCAAGUAGCGAAAACCUUAAGUCUGAAGCAAAGAGUGACAGGAAGGAUAAAAAGAAAGGUGAAAAGCCUGUCUCACUCGACGUUCAGGCGAUGAAAGAAAAGUUUGAAAUUGGUGAGGCGAUCCCAAAGACACCAAAACAGCUCGUAAUUGAAGAAGAAAGGGCGGUGGGAGCUGUGGAUCUAAUUCACUGGAAAAACCUACUAAAGUUUAACGGUAAUGGGGUAUAUUGGACGGUUGCCUUCACCCUCAUGAUGGCUGCUGUUCUGGCACCUGUUUGUGAGAGGAUGGCUCUUUCACUUUGGACAAGCACAGAAGGCGAGAGAUCAGUCGAUCAUAGCGUUGUGUUCUGGAUUUCACUUUACGCCGCUAUUUCUCUCACACGUGUUUUCCUGGACACAGUCUACGGUUUAUUCUGUUUCUGGGGUAGUAUGCGAGCUAUGAAAAUUAUCCACGGUCAGAUGCUCGAGUCGAUGUUACAUGCCAAGAUGCUGUUCUUCACCAAGACUCGAGCAGGAUCUAUUAUUCAGCGUUUCGGCAAAGAUCUUAACGACAUCCUUGACUGUUCCAAUUUGCUUACUGAAAUGACUGGAGGGGGCAUGAACAUUAUCAUCAGUCUGAUAUCAGUAUCCGUGUAUGGCGGCUGGAUAUUCUGUGUAGUGACCAUUCUAUUGCUCGCCGCUGCUUGGACACCAGGGAAAUGGUACCGGGCAUCUUCUCGACAAGUCCGUCGACUUCAAGCUGUCCUUCCGGGCCCCAUCAAUGCGAUUUACGGAGAGACUGUGGCUGGUACUACCGUUAUUCGCGCUUUCGGUGCCCAGUCCGUUUUCAUUGAUGAUCUCUUGAGAUGGACCAACAUGAAGAUCACAGCGACUAUUUGGACUGUUGCUAUCGCCCGAUGGCUAUUAUUGAGCUUGCAAGUCAUGGAUGUCAUUGUCCGUAUUACUGCUCUCACUCUUCUUCUUGCCCGAGCUUCCACUACAGGUGCUGUCGCUGGUUUCGUCCUUACUUUUGCUGGUUCCAUCUCCACUUAUGUUAAUUGGAUGCUUAUUCACCUCCGCAACUUCGAGCUCAAGGGUGUCAGUCUCGAACGCACUUCGGAAUACCGAACACUUUCACGAGAGGACGGUACGAAACUUCUUGCAGACGACACGCGGUAUGCCACAGAUGGACUAGAACUCGACGAAGAAGAAGAUCAGCGUCUUGGCAGUUGGCCUGAGCAUGGUGAACUCAAGGUUGAAGGCCUGUGUGCCCGAUACGGCCCUGAUAUGCCUGAGAUUCUCCAUGAUGUCACGUUCAGGGUGAAGGGUGGCGAAAGAAUCGGGAUUGUGGGCGCUACUGGAAGCGGAAAGUCAACCUUAGCGAAGGCGUUCUUUUCCUUUGUGGAUGUGACGAAAGGCAAGAUUGAAAUUGAUGGCCAAGAUAUUUCCACAAUUCCCCUAGGAGCGGUACGGUCUAAGUUGGGCAUCAUCGCUCAGGACCCUGUCCUUCUUUCAGGCUCUCUGAGGCUGAACCUCGAUAUAGAAGGCAAAUACUCCGAUGAGCAACUGUACACUGCGCUACGCCAAGUUCAGCUUCUCAAACGAUCCGAUUUCUGCCCCGAUCUCCUCAGCAACGACCUUACAUCUCUUACCAUUGAGACAAGCUCGCACAAACAGCUACAGCAACAAGAAAAUAUCUUCUCCAAUCUUGACUUUGAGGUGAAGGGCGGCGGAGAGAAUUUAUCAGCCGGUCAAAAGCAGCUUGUUGUGCUCGCCAGAGCGCUGCUGAAGAGACAUCGCGUUUUGAUUCUCGAUGAAGCGACUGCCUCAAUUGAUUCGGCUACCGAUGCUGAGAUCAGUCGAGUUGUGCACGAAGAGUUUACCAACGCCACAGUUCUUAUCAUCGCCCACCGACUGCGGACUAUUAUUCCUUGCGCCAACAUUCUGGUCAUGGACAAGGGUCAUCUAAUUCAACAUGGUUCUCCUCUCGAGCUCAUUCACCGCAAGGGUCGGUUCCAAGACCUGUGCAUGGCAGCUGGGGAAGAAGAGUACAGUCAUCUUAUCGGCCUGGCCGAGCAGCACGAUCCGUUGAACAAGGACGAGCUUAUAGGGUCGCCUUUUGUUCAGUGAUAGCUCAAACGGCAGAGAGCAUCUCUGUUACAAUCAUAAUCACGUCGCAUAAUAGAAAUAAGCAUGUACAUUGUAUUGAAACUGUACAGAUUGCUUGCUAGUUAGUACGAUUUCAUAGAGCUAGGGAUAUGAUAACGGAAUGUCAAUGGAAGGAUACAAACUUGUCCGUAUCUAGUCCCUCUCCAGUCGUACUGGGCGUCGACCCAGAAGACAGAAAGACUGUGCUUGAUCAGGGGCGUCGGCCGCUGCCAGCAAACAGCAAAAGGAAAACAGACAGGCCAGAGAACCAUUGUACUUGAUGUUUACUAUUCCGUCGAUAUUUGAGGCGCCCUCGUCGUGAAUAUCGGUCAAGAAGACCUCGACGAGGUGCCGUAUCAUCGCGGGAAGAUUGGUACAGG
Messenger RNA from Cryptococcus deneoformans JEC21, 5824 nucleotides. RefSeq names its product ABC transporter ABCC.6, putative. Gene Ontology annotation, molecular function: ATP hydrolysis activity; ATP binding; ABC-type peptide transporter activity. The record is from RefSeq and is a predicted model, not a curated record. The transcript is spliced from 18 exons. NCBI's taxonomy places the organism in Eukaryota, Fungi, Basidiomycota, Tremellomycetes, Tremellales, Cryptococcaceae. Gene Ontology annotation, cellular component: fungal-type vacuole membrane; fungal-type vacuole. Gene Ontology annotation, biological process: transmembrane transport. Bases 531 to 5426 code for a protein of 1631 amino acids.